AUGAUUGCACAAAAGAAAGGAGUUGAAGGAGAGAAAAAGGGAGAAGAAAGGGGGGGUGGACAUAUUAUCUAUCUAUCUAUCUAUCUAUCUAUCUAUCUAUCUAUCUAUCUAUUUCGAUCUGUUCAUAUCUAUCUGUUUAUUUCAAUCCCUUCAUAUCUAUCUAUCUAUCUAUCUAUCUAUCUAUCUAUCUAUCUAUUUCGAUCUGUUCAUAUCUAUCUAUUUUUUUCAAUCCCUUCAUAUCUAUCUAUCUAUCUAUCUAUCUAUCUAUCUAUCUAUCUAUCUAUCUAUCUAUCUAUCUCAAUCAGUUCAUAUCUAUUUUCUAUUUAUCUAUCUACCUAUAGAAUGUUGUGGGAAGAGGAGGGAACUAUCAAUCCUCUCUUUCUCUCUCCCUCUUUCUCUCUCUCUCUUUCUCUCUCUCUCUUUCUCUCUCUUUUUCCUUACUCUUUUUAUGAACUCUUUCUCUUUUCUUCUAACCUUCCCUCUUGUUACUAUUUCCUAUCUAUUUCCACCAUAAUUUCCGAAUCAAUCUUUUUUUCUUCUUAUAUUUUUGCUAAUGACUCUAUCUAUCUAUCUAUCUAUCUAUCUAUCUAUCUAUCUAUCUAUCUAUCUUUUUUCGCAUCUAUCUAUGCUAAGCACGAAGAGACAAAUGCAUAA
This is a messenger RNA of Acanthosepion pharaonis, 654 nucleotides long. The record is from the annotation of a GenBank genome assembly. NCBI's taxonomy places the organism in Eukaryota, Metazoa, Mollusca, Cephalopoda, Sepiida, Sepiidae.